Molecule: messenger RNA, 871 nt
Organism: Quercus lobata
Lineage: Eukaryota; Viridiplantae; Streptophyta; Magnoliopsida; Fagales; Fagaceae
Exons: 6
Coding region: 37-774 (245 amino acids)
Biological process (GO): transcription initiation at RNA polymerase II promoter
Cellular component (GO): transcription factor TFIIE complex
Source: RefSeq, a predicted model, not a curated record
UCUCUGAAGAAGAGAUAAGUAUAGCUUAAGCCAUUAAUGGAUCAACUCACUAGAGUAAAAGACUUACCUGUUCCUGAAUUUGGCACGCUUCAUGCAUGGGAAGCUCGAGCAAGUGCUGCUGUGCGUGCAGCAAAUGGUGAUUCCGGUGCUAUUGAUCCUUCCAAAUCUUCCCAGGGACUGGGUUAUGGUGGAACGUCAUUGCCUUUUGUUGGAGACACCAAGGUUGAAGUUGACUUUUCUGGGACUGAAGGCAAGGGAGAGAAUAUUAAAUCUGAAACUGAAAGUUCAUCUCUGAAAGUUUUGCCACCAUGGAUGAUCAAGGAAGGAAUGAACCUCACAAAGGAACAACGGGGAGAGGUCAAGCAGGAGUUGAGGAUGGAUGGCAGUUCAACAGCUGUAGAAUUUUCAGAUGACAAAAAGGCAACAAUUGAAAAUGAUGAUAAGAAGAAUAUACAGGAUGAGUAUAUCAAAGCAUAUUAUGCUGCUUUACUCAAGAAACAGCAAGAAUUGGACGAAGCUGCUAAGAAAGAACAUGAAUUGUCAAAUACACACUCCUUCAACGGUGUUUCUGACACAACUUCUAAUCUCCAAGUUGGGAAAAAGUCAAAACGUGAUGAGGAUGAGGGAGAUGAUGAUGUGGAAUGGGAAGAGGCUCCAGUUGCUGGCUCAUCAGCUAAACAACUCACUGAGAAUAAAGAAAUUGGAAUUGGUUACAUAAAGCAGAUUCUUGGACUUCAGCAGCAGGAAGAAUACACCAAUGUAAAAUGUUUGUGAUAUGGUCAUUUGAUGAUAAUGACUGAUCAGGAUCAUGAUGGUUCCCACAUCAAAGGGCUGGUCAUCAAUUUUAUUCAUUCUUACUGGCCAUCACUGU